This is a messenger RNA of Pollicipes pollicipes, 2147 nucleotides long. RefSeq names its product mitochondrial enolase superfamily member 1-like. Gene Ontology annotation, molecular function: hydro-lyase activity; magnesium ion binding. Gene Ontology annotation, biological process: carbohydrate catabolic process. Lineage: Eukaryota; Metazoa; Arthropoda; Thecostraca; Pollicipedomorpha; Pollicipedidae. The record is from RefSeq and is a predicted model, not a curated record. Bases 1 to 1575 code for a protein of 524 amino acids. The transcript is spliced from 12 exons.
AUGUCGGGCAUCUCCGUGUCGCGGGACGGGCGGUCGGUGAUCGACAUCUACGGCUCCGACCUGGACCAGCUGGCCGAGGGCGACACCGUGGCCGUGUCGCGCUCGCACGAUGGCGAGCUGGUGUUCUACGUGAACGGCUCGCCACAGGGCGUUGCCGGCACCGGUCUGCCGUCCCAAGUGUGGGCCGUGGUCGACCUGUAUGGCAAGUGCGCGCAGGCGUCCGUCACCAAUCCCAACCAGCACAGCGAGCUGCUCUCAGUGCGCUCCAUGUCCGGUCCCCCGUCGGCCCCGCUCUCACCAGCGCUCUCAGUGCGCCACACCGACCCUGACUACUCCGCCACGCUGGUCGUGCUGCAGACCAACUCUAAGCUGCAGGGAUUCGGCACGACCUUCACCAUCGGCAGGGGAAACGAGAUCGUAUGCGAGUGCGUCAAGGCCUUGAAGUUCUUGGUGGUUGGCAAGACGCUCGACUCUAUCGUCGAUAAAUUCGCCGUUUUUUGGGAUGGAAUGGUGAACGAAAGUCAACUACGAUGGAUCGGACCGCAGAAGGGCGUUGUUCACCUGGCUACCGCCGCUCUGGUGAACGCCAUCUGGGAUCUGUGGGCGCGCAGAGAGGGCAAGCCUGUCUGGCGCCUGCUGGUUGACAUGACGCCCCAGCAACUGGUCGAUGUCAUGGACUUCCGCUACAUCUCGGACGUGCUCAGCAAAGAGGAGGCGCUAGAGAUGCUCACCAUCGACCCCGCCCUGAAGAAGCAGCGGGAGCAACUCAUGGUGGCCGAGGGGUAUCCCGCUUACACCACCGCUGCGGGUUGGCUGGGCUACCCGGACGAGAAGAUCCGCGCGCUCUGCCUGCAGUUCAUGGAGGCCGGCUGGGACGAGUUCAAGAUCAAAGUGGGCCAGGACCUGAGUGACGACCGACGACGCUUACGGGUCGUCCGCGAGACGAUCGGACCGAACCGGCGCAUGAUGGUAGACGCGAACCAGCGCUGGGACGUGAACGAGGCUAUUUACUGGAUGAAAGAGCUCUCCGAGUUCCGGCCGCUCUGGAUCGAGGAGCCGACGUCGCCUGACGACGUGCUUGGCCACGCCCAGAUCGCCAAGGCGCUCGCCCCGUACGGCAUCGGGGUGGCCACAGGCGAGAUGUGCCAGAACAAGGUGAUGUUCAAGCAGUUCCUGCAGGCGGGCAGCAUGCAGUACUGCCAGGUGGACUCCUGCCGCGUGGGCAGCAUCAACGAGAUAUUGCCUAUCUACCUGAUGGCCCACAAAUUCAAAGUGCCCGUAUGCCCGCAUGCUGGGGGUAUAUGCCUGAACGAGAUGGUGCAGCACCUGCAGCUGUUCGACUACAUCCGCGUGUCGGGCUCCACCGAGGGCCGCCGCGUUGAGUACGUCUCGCACCUGUCGGAACAUCUCGAGACGCCCGCCAUCUGCCGGCGCAACCGCUACAUGCCGCCAGAGGACGCCGGCUACAGUUGCCAGUUCAAGGAGGCGGCGCUGUCCUGCUACAGCUUCCCGGACGGGAGCGAGUGGAAACGUCUGAUCGCCGCCGGCCUGGCUCGCAACACACGCGACGACUAGCCAGCUAGGGCGGCUGCGGCUGCGGCUGCGGCGGCCGCAGCUACGGCUACGGCUACGGCUACGGCCGCGGCUACGGCCCUUCGGGACUGGGCCCGGUUAGGGGCCGACCCGGGCUUGAUCUGGGUCGGGGGGCCGGGUGCCAACGCGGGGAAGCUGAGUCAAGGACUGUCUGCCGCUCACUGGCGAGCUUUGAGAGCGGGUUACGGAUUGGUGACAUGACCUGGUACUGACGACUUGAUAAUAGUUACCUGAUCAGUACCACGUGGGGGUAUAGGGACCGCUGGUCGCUGACGGAUACAACCUCGCGGAUACUGCGGGCAGAUCCAACCACGAAACGGUAUCAAAGAUACGUUGCACCACUCAGGAGGUGGCUACAUAGACCAGACAGGGGAGGCCUGUAUAUUGUUAUUUGGUGGUUGUCCUCAGUUCCAUGAGAAUUAUCAUAUCAUUGGAAUGAAUGCAUGGAAAUGGAGAUGACUGUAUGGGGUUUGGGGGAAGAUAAUCAUGACAGCUUGAGAUAUUAGGCUGUUAGAGAGCGGGUGCAGACAAUGCAAAUAUAUGAGCGAGUCCAA